UUAUGCAGUCAUUACAACCAAAAAUUCCAGAAAUUGGCAGUGAAUUUCUAGCAGUAGAAAGUUUCAAGAAAGCUGUCCAAGAAAGUGCUAAAAUAGCAGGCUUUGCUUUUAAUAUAUCAUCAUCAAAAAUGACACGCAGUGAAAAAAAGAAACCUGAAAAAGAGUUAAAUCUACAAAGUGCAAAAACUGCCCUGUUAGAUUGCAUGCUGUUUUAG
Molecule: messenger RNA, 215 nt
Organism: Dentiscutata erythropus
Lineage: Eukaryota; Fungi; Glomeromycota; Glomeromycetes; Diversisporales; Gigasporaceae
Source: the annotation of a GenBank genome assembly